Molecule: messenger RNA, 2565 nt
Organism: Alternaria atra
Lineage: Eukaryota; Fungi; Ascomycota; Dothideomycetes; Pleosporales; Pleosporaceae
Exons: 1
Coding region: 1-2565 (854 amino acids)
Biological process (GO): pseudouridine synthesis; box H/ACA snoRNP assembly; ribosome biogenesis
Cellular component (GO): sno(s)RNA-containing ribonucleoprotein complex
Molecular function (GO): RNA binding
Source: RefSeq, a predicted model, not a curated record
AUGUCCGACUCUCUGGAACCACCGGCCAAGAGGGCGCGGUUGGAGGCGGACGCUCCCUUUUAUGGCACAUCUACAUCUGCAUCUGCGCUCGACGCGCCUGGCUCGCCUGUCGAUGACAUGGACGACGACUUUUACGACACUACGCCCGUCAAAGCCUCUGCGCUGCCUACUGCGGUGGACGGGACGACGUCGUUGUUUGCUACGGCGGCACCCGCGCCAGCCUUUCACCUUCCUGGACUCGGCUCUGUGAGCGAGACCCCGGUCGCGCAGUCGCAACCACCAAACGGCGCAGUCGUCCAAGACGAUGCUCCUGAAGACGGCGAGCUCUCAGAUGACGAGGCCUUUUACCAUGAUGCGAACCCGCAGGCCGGCAUCCCAGCCGCCCCGCCCGUAGCCAAUCAGGGUGAGGCGCAGGAUGAGGCUCCACAGCACUCUGAGCCGCAUCUCUCCUCUGUCCAAGGUGCUGUUGCUGCUGCCGAUACACCAGCCGCUGACACCGACGGUGAGCUUGACGCGGCCCUCACAGCAGCCAUAGAUCUCCAGAACGAGAUCGAAGACACCACCAAAGAUGCUCCUGCACCCGAUGGCGUAGCUUUUGAUAGCAAGGCCGAGUUCCUGCGCGCGGCCGAAGCCAACAGGGCUGACCAGAACGCCGAAUGGCAGCUAGAUUCAGAUGCAUCUGAUUCAGACUCAUCAUCCGACUCUAGCUCUGACUCCAGCUCGGAUGAGGGAUCAGACGAGGGCGAGCUUCUGGACCCUGAAGAGCAGGUCCGCCUCCUGAUGGCUGAAGCUGCCGACGAGCCAGGCGCUUCAGGUCCAGUCAAAGUCAAGACGCUCAACGAGCAGGACGAGAAAUACGAGAUGCCCGACAUCACCGUCACCGAAAACACCAAGAUCACAGAACUAGGCAAGGUGGAGUCCAUCGUCGGAAACCUUGUUGUUAUCAAAGCCAACAUGUCUGGCGACGAGCAAGUGCUCGAAUCUGGCUCUGCGCUAUGUCUAGGAAAUCGUACUGUUGUCGGCAAGGUCUCCGAGCAGAUUGGUCGCGUGGAAGAGCCUCGCUACUCUUUUGGCUUUAACGACGCUGCUGAACUUGAGACUCUAGGUAUUCAGAAAGAUACACCCAUCUACUAUGUGGACGAGCACUCGACCUUUACCGAAACAGAACCUAUUCGUCGACAGAAGCAUACCGAUGCAUCGAACCUCCACGACGAAGAGACAAACGAUGUUGAAUUCUCAGAUGACGAGAAGGAGGCUGAAUACAAGCGCGAACAGAAGGCUAAGAAGCGCGCUAGGGCGGAUGGCAACGACGAACAGGUGGCUGUCAACAUCCCUACCGGGCCUAGACUACACGUAGACGCACCCGCACCUCCCAUCUACCGGCCUAUGGAAUACCAGGGCGGCGGCCUGAAAUACAGCGAUGAUGAAGACGAAGACCUGGGCAUGUACAAGCCGCUUGCCAGACCGGACCACUUCGAGCAAAUCGUUGGUCAAGGUGCGCCACUAGAAGACCGUAGCCACGUUCGAAGAGGCAUGGGGCGCGGCAGAGGUCCCUGGGGUGAUCGAGGUCGCGGCUUCCGUGGACGAGGAGGAGGUGGCGGUCGCGGCGACUUGGGUGGUGGUCGCGGCGACAGAGGAGGCUACGGCGGCGGACGAGGUGAAUUCGGAGGAGGUCGUGGUGGCGGAGGACAACGAGGCGACCGAGGAGGCGGCAAUAGCAACAACAACAGAAACGACAGAGGCGGUGGUGACAAGAGCGGACGUGGCGGCAAGAACCAAUCUGACCGUGGCAGGCAACAGGACCAGUUCAACGAUCGCCAACAGAACAACCAGCAGAGGAACCAAUACUCUGCAUCACCUGUCCGCCAGCAGCAAGACCGCAGCCAGUCUUACUCUCAGCAGGACCGCAGUCAGUCUCAGCAAGCACAAUCCCAGCAGUCCCCAUCAGGUGGCGGCGGUGGCAAGAACAAGAACCGCAAACAGCGCCAACGUGAAAAGAGAGAACGGGAACGUCAACAACAACAACAGCAGCAGCAGCAGCAGUCGCAACAGUCUCAACAGCCUCAGAAACAGCAACAGCAACAUGCCUCUCCGACACCUUCUGGACCGUCAAACGCUAACGCUUAUGCAAACAACAGUAAUGCAGGUUGGCCAGUACCCUUCUCAGGGCCAUCACAGCCAGCAGUCCCGUAUGCUGCCGCUCCCGCACCUCAGCCACCAGCGGCGUACAACUAUCAGCCGUCGUACACUCCUCAACCACAGGCACCGGCUCCAGCCCAGCCACCUCAACAGCAGAAUCAGGCGGCCAACUUGGCAGCGUGGGCACAGUGGUUCCAAGUCGUAGGAGCCAUGAGUGGACAGCAGCAAGCACAACAACCGCAGAUGGCAGCGCAGGCUCCUGCACCGCCUCCACCACAACCGCAGGCGCAGUAUUCUUACCCUUACCAGCAAUAUGCGCAACCGGCAGCUCCUGCGAACCCUCCGCAACAGGGCAAUGCUCAAGGUGGAGCACAAUCUCUUCAAGAUAUACUGCGAGCUCUCCAGGGCGGAGGAGCACCUCAGUAG